AUGUUGUUGCUACAAUUGCUAACGAGUGGCACGCUGCGUGUUUUGCACCUGCUGAGUCAGCUCUUGGGCCUGACUGCCGCCUCCUGGCAGAUGCUCAGCGGGCGUGUGGGCGUGGGUGUGGCGCCUGUCAAGUGCGAGCGGUAUUGGCGCCUGCAUGGCUGCCUGGUGUUGUUGUUUGUGCUCGGCUUCUCGCCGGUCGCCAUGUGGAUGGUGAUCACACGCAUGGAUUUCCUGCGCCAGAAUCACUUGCUGCUCAUGGUCGGCUGCCAUCGAUAUGCGCUGCUGCUGGGCUCAGCUGUGCUCACGCUCUACCGGCACACGAGCCGCCAGUGUCGUCUUAUCGUCUUGGCAAAUAAGCUGCUUUGGUGUUGCCGCCAGCUGUUCGCGCUGCUGCACACGUCCCGGCUGCAGAGCUCCGCCCACCGGCUGCACACGCGUGACCAUUUGACAAUUUACGCCCUGGCCGUCUCCAUAGCCUGCUCCUGCAGCUACACCGUGUUUCUGCUGCGCUUCGAUGUCGAGGCCCAUCGCAGCUCGCUGUUUUUCUGCGCCGUGCUCUUCGUCUACGUCUGCCAGCUCUGUCUCCAGCUGAGCUUGGCACUCUAUUUGCUGGCUCUGCUGCUAAUUAGCCAUCUGUCGCAUCAUUGCAAUCUCCUUCUGGCUCAACUGCUGGCCGAUGCCGUGCACAGCCAUGAGGCUUUGUUUACACGCUGCCUGCCCCAUCGCCAGCGCUUGUUGGACUCGCAGCAGCGCUGGCUCGCGCUGGAGCUGUGGCGUCUGCUGCGCCUGCAUCGCCAGCUGCUGAGGCUCAGCCUGCGGCUCUGCUCGCUCCACAACGUUCAGCUGGUCCUAUUUGUGAUUUUCGUAGCCGUCGAGAGCAUUAUGCAUUCCUUUUUCAGCUACUUUGUGACCUUCAGCAACUGGUGGCUGCGCAAAUUUCAUGAGCCUGCCCCAUGGAAUGUCGAGGCAACGGUCUUCAAUGUAGCUGUCUUCGUCCAGCUGACUCUAGUCAUUGGCCACACGCAUCGACUCCAGCAGAUCUUUCGGAAAACGCGUUACAUAUUCAGUGCGGGCGUGAAGGAUGUGCCCGUAGACUGCAGCAAGGCUCUUAGCCAAACGCUACAUCUCUACGGAUUACAAUUGCAGGUGAACGAACGCGUUUUCCACCUGUUGGCCUGCGGUCUCUUCAAGCUGAACAAUAGCCUCUUAUUUGGCAUAGUGCAAACAAUUAUAAUGUACACAAUAAUACUCAUACAAUUUGAUAAGAUCAUGAACAGAUAGCCGCAAUGAAAAAAUAAUGAUGUUUGCACAGAUCGAGACAUAUUUACAUAUAGAGAUAAAUAUAUACAUCUGAGUACAAUUUAAAACUGAGGCAAAUAUUUGG
Molecule: messenger RNA, 1384 nt
Organism: Drosophila mojavensis
Lineage: Eukaryota; Metazoa; Arthropoda; Insecta; Diptera; Drosophilidae
Gene: Gr77a
Product: putative gustatory receptor 77a
Exons: 2
Coding region: 1-1281 (426 amino acids)
Biological process (GO): sensory perception of taste
Cellular component (GO): membrane
Source: RefSeq, a predicted model, not a curated record